Caenorhabditis angaria is the source of this 1715-nucleotide messenger RNA. Lineage: Eukaryota; Metazoa; Nematoda; Chromadorea; Rhabditida; Rhabditidae. The record is from the annotation of a GenBank genome assembly.
AUGGUGGAAAAGUUAUCGGCCGAUGAUGUUCUAAAUACUUUAGGUAAAUUCAAAUAGUGAAUAAAAAAUUCGAAUUAAAGUUGGGUUUUCAGGAAAUUCAAACCCGCAUAUUUUGGCAUGUAUUUUAAUAUGUGGAAUACAAUGGACACCUUUAGCAUUUGCUGGUUUAUGUGCUUCUUUUAUUGUAAAAUCACCAGAUAAUUCAAGUUUCGUUUCAAUUUCUGAUGAGGUAAAACUUAUCUUGAUAACUCUUUUUUGAUCAAAAUUGUUUAGUUUGAUUUGAGUGGUGAUUCAAGUUGGUUGGCUGAUGGAACAACAACUUUUUAUAUGAUCGGAAAUAUGUUUGGUGCAAUAUUUAUUCCGCCAUUUGCUGAUAAAUAUGGUCGACUUCCAGUUUUUGUUGGAACAAUAAUUAUGAUGGCAAUUAGUGGAAUGGCAACUGCGAGUUCAAAUUCAUUCACACUUUUUUGCUUUUUUCGAAUUAUUCAUGGCGCAUUUUAUACAGCAUCUGGUUUAGCUGGAUGGGUUCUUGCAUAUGAAAAUACUCCACUUGAUCUUCGUUUUUUCACAUCUGUUUAUUUUGGAUUAUCAUGGGUUUUGGGUGCCUGUUUGCUUGCUGCAAUUUCAUAUUAUCUUUCGAAUUGGAGAUGGGUCAUGUUUUUUAUUUCCGUUCCAAAUUUAAUUGUUGCGGGAUUAGUAUUUUGGUGAGUCUAGUAAUUUUUGAAUUGGAUAAAAUUUCGGAAAAUUCUAAAGAGGCUUUCCAAAAAAUUUAAGAAAUGAGUCUUAAAAUCGUCAGUUUGUUCGAAAAAUGAAUUUUUGCACAUAUUUUUCCAAAAGUUGUAUUUAUUGCAGUUUUGUACCGGAAAGUCUUCAUUAUUUGGCCGGUCGGCAUAAAACAGAUGAUGUUGAAAAAUGGUUGAACAAAAUUGGUGGAGCAAAAAAUGACAUAAUGGCUUGCGAUAUUGUGGAAAGUGAUCCACAAAAAGAUAAAUCACUUGGAGAAUUAUGGAAUGAAAUAUGGAUUCAUAAAAUGUUUCUGGUUUAUAUUUUUGCAAUGACUUAUAUUUGGAUCGUCGACACUUUUAUCUAUUUUGGACUUUCAUUUUAUUCAACAGAUCUUGCUGGAAAUAUUUAUACCAAUUUUAUAUUGAUGAGUCUUGUUGAAGCACCAGCUUAUAUUUUGGCUCCAAUUUUCAUGAACAAGUGAGCUUUUUCUUUUUAGGAAAUAAUAUCAAAUAUGAUUUAUUUUAUAGAUACGGUAGAAAAUCGUUGAUUUGCGGAACACAUAUUUUGGCUGGUUUAUCAUUUCUUGGAAUUGUUCUACUGCCAUCAUAUUUGCAUAUUGCUUUUUGGCUAAUGGGAAAAUUCACAAUUUCAUGCUCAUUUAUGAGUAUUUAUAUGUUUGCGAGUGAAAUAUUUCCAACCGAUGGACGAAAUAAAUGUAUUGGAUUUUGUGAAACAAUGUCUCGAUUUGGUGGAAUGUUAUCACCAUAUUUAUCACAUUUGGUUUGUUUUUUUUUAAAUUCCGGGAAGAAUUCUAGAAUCAUAGUGUUUUGCAGGUUGUAAUUCAUUCUUUAGCACCUGCAAUAACUCUCAGUUUUAUUGCAAUCAGUGGUGGAUUAUUGACUUUGAUUCUACCCGAAACUCUGAAUACAAAACUUCCAUCAACAAUUGCUGAAACAGCUUCAAAACGAACAUUGAUUGAGAAAGCAUAA